Messenger RNA from Trichoderma aggressivum f. europaeum, 1959 nucleotides. Its product is annotated as transcriptional regulator family: Fungal Specific TF. Lineage: Eukaryota; Fungi; Ascomycota; Sordariomycetes; Hypocreales; Hypocreaceae. Gene Ontology annotation, molecular function: zinc ion binding; DNA-binding transcription factor activity, RNA polymerase II-specific. The transcript has 5 exons. Bases 1 to 1959 code for a protein of 652 amino acids. Gene Ontology annotation, biological process: regulation of DNA-templated transcription. The record is from RefSeq and is a predicted model, not a curated record.
AUGGAGGAGAACAACUCCCUCCCGCGGCCCACUGCUGUCGCGAUGGAUACAAAUAGUAGUAAGAAGAGAAAACGCCCUAAAGACGUUCCCUCGCAUACAAGGAUCCUGGCCGCCUGUGACGCCUGUCGCGUGAGCAAGACGCGGUGCGACUCUGCUCGCCCGACGUGCGCAAAGUGCGCUGAGCGCGGCGUGGGCUGCCAUUAUCCUGAUAAAGAUCCAUUCUCAAUAUUCGAAACCUGGGGCAAGAAAAUUUUGACCGCCGUUGAAGAGCAGGGGCGUCUCCUGUCUAGUCUCGGGAAUGGCCUCCAGCCGCGUCCCGAACAAAUGUCUCGCCUGCUGGACAUGGACGGAGACAAUCUCGAGACCAUGUCGCGAAAAGACACUCCAUGGACGCCCAUCACGGGCUCCGACAUGAUCCUGGGCUGGUCUGUAUUCCCACAGGAGAGGCCGGUCAGCACGUUUCCCUCGUCAGAAUACGCCGAGAAGCCGAAGCCAUCCGACCUUGGUACGUGCCGAGUCAACUUGAUGAUGUUUGCAUGCAAAGCCAUGUGUUUGCUAAUCGAGACGGUGCGGGCAACAAAAAAAACAGAAGUGUCAAACCCUUCCCCAGAACGCAUGUUUGAGCUGCGGGACAUUUACAUGAGCAAGAUCCAGGGAAAGAAUCCCAUUGUCGACGCCGACCAGCUUGACGCUCACAUUGCAUACGUGCUGGAGAACGGCUUCGGCUGGUCGGCCACGUCGUGUCUCGUGCUCUUGGUGUUUGCGCUGGCCGCCGUCUGGGGCAACUACCCCGAUGAUGAGCGGCGAAAUAUCGAGUCGGACGAGGAGCUGGAUCUGUAUCCCAGGCAGCGCGUCACCAUGGCGGUGCCGGAUCAUCGCAUGAGAGAGUCUCUGAUGUACAUUGCCAUGGCGCAGAAACGAAUGUCCACGGCGUAUUUGGACGAUUCGUUGCUUGGCGUCGUGUGCUUUUGUCUCUUUGGAAUGUGGUAUCAGUACAAUAUUGAGCCAAUACCUGGGUGGAAAAUGUUUCGAACAGCGUCAAUGAUGUGGGAAGCAUACAACUUGAAGCACUCCGAUGGCAAGACGCAGCGGCCCAAGCAAGAAGAGAAGAGUAUUGACAACGUUACGCAAGGUCUUGAACAGCGACUCUACUGGACAUGUCUCAAAUCCGAAUGUGAGGUACGGCACGAACUCAACGGCCUCCCUUCGUGCACACUCCAAGAAUCAUCGUUCCCCUACGCCCUCCCUACCUUUCCAACCAUCGAGAGCUUCGGCCAAAGCCCCGUGGACAGCACACGCCACGAGCAGUCCACCACGCUGUCCUACUACUACUACCUCGCCGAGAUCUCUCUCCGCCGCCUGCUCAACCGCACUCGCAGUGCCGCCACCGUGCUAUCACCAAACAUCGACUCCCUAACCGCCUCCCAGCUCGCAGACACGUUGCAGAAGCUCGAGGGCCAGCUACAGCAGUGGCUCGACUGCCUCCCCCCAGCACUCCGCUUCCACAUCCCGCCCGACUCACGGCCGUCGCCCGACGAGCCCGAACUCGUCAAGCUCAUGCGCGAACGAUAUGCCGAGGUCCGCGAGCUGCUCUGCCGGGCUUACCUGUACAUGUGUCUCCACGGCGGCAUGCGGCUGACACGCUCUCAAGUCGAAACAUUCGGCGCUCACGCUUCUCUGGGCCUGAGGCUGAGCAUCUACCGCAUCCAGACGGAAAACGCCUUCUUCCGCCACCCCGGAUCGUGGGGAGCCUGCCGCGUGCGCUUCAACCACGGGCUCUGCCUGAUUGCGGCAUUCCGGGGCAAGCAGGCUGGGGUGGAGUCGGCGGCGCAUGUUGUCGUGCCACCGCAGUGGCGAGAAUGCGUGGGCAUGGUUCAGGAGAGGCUGGAGACAUGGGGUGACCAGGGAGGGGGGAUUCGGGAAAUGGCUGUGUUGUUGGAUUGGCUGCUGAAGCAGUAG